Messenger RNA from Saxophila tyrrhenica, 771 nucleotides. RefSeq lists its product as uncharacterized. The record is from RefSeq and is a predicted model, not a curated record. Lineage: Eukaryota; Fungi; Ascomycota; Dothideomycetes; Mycosphaerellales; Extremaceae. The transcript has 2 exons. Bases 1 to 771 code for a protein of 256 amino acids.
AUGGAUCGCAACAACAAGGAUGCCGUCUUCGAGAAGAAAAGAAGCAUCGCAAGCAAGCGCAGGCCUUCCAUGUCGCCGCCAGAAGAUUCCACAGCGGCAUCGCCAGCAUCAGCACCGACGACAUCACCCUACUUCAAGCUGAAGCGUCGCCGUGCAGCACCAACAUCAUCAACAUCGACAAGUACUUCGCCCGCGCCAGCGCCCGCACCCACCACACCUCUCGCCGGAUCCAAGCGCAAGGCCAGCACCUCGACCACUCCCUCUUCCCGCCCCAACUCCACUCCAAAAAGCAGCACUCAUCGAUCACGUAUCCCGCACGACCCGAUCAACAUCUCCGUCUACGAGCUACGGAAGGAAGGCCUAGGCUGGGACGAGAUCACGCACCAGACGAACGCUUCGUGUGGUUUGACCGGCGUCCAUGAGUUGACUGGGCCGGCUUGCUAUAGUCGCUUCACUCGCAACGGGCCGCUGGUGGCUAAGGAUAGGGGUGAAGAGUACCAGAGGGGCUGGUACAUGAACAUGAAGGGUCCGGUUGCUUUCGAAGACCGGGAGGAGGGAGGUGAGGACCAAGCGGACGAUGGCAUGGGGAGCGAGGGGCCGAGUGGCGAGCAGAACAGUACUUUGGAAGGAGAAGAAGACGUCAUGGUUAGGUCCGAGUAUGCGAAGGCGGCGUUCUGGAAAACCUUGCUGCACAGCGCCAAUGCCGGAGUCUCCGAUACGAAUAGGUUGUCCGAGGAGAACAUCAAGGGGAUGGUGCGAGUGCUGGUGUAG